CGUACCCAAGCCUACCGUACCGCUGAAUGACGAACUAUCUGUUCAUCCCUUAGUCUUUCAGAGGUAAGAAUCACCAUGAUGCUGAGUAUUCUUGUGUUAGCAUUAUACCUGUCUUCCAGCCUUGCGCAUCCACAGUGCCUUGACUUCUACCCACCAUUUGAGCUUCCAUCAGAUAGCCAGGUAUUUUGUGAUGGUUACAAGGAUUUUGGUUGCUGUACACAGGUUCAGAAUGAAGCCAUCCGGGACAGGUAUCAGGCGCUCAAGAGAAACCUGCCCCAGAGUGCCUCCAAUGACUGCAGAAAUUACCUGAAGGAUAUCUUGUGUCAGGAAUGUUCGCCAUACGCGGCUCAUUUAUUUGAUGCAGAAACUACACACCGUAAGACGGCACUGCCAGGUCUGUGUGGGGCGUACUGCUCCUCUUUGUACAAUACAUGUCCAGAGGUGAUUCCUUUGGUAACAGAUGAUGUAGCACUCAUUGAAGCACAAAAUGCAGGCGAGAGCGCAUUUUGUGCUGCUGUAGAAAUCGGUGACAUGGACUAUUGUUACCCAAACAUCCUCCAGGAUACAUUUCUCGAUGACCUGGCUUGGGAUGCACGAACCGGCGGAGGAGACGGCUGCCUGUGCUUUGAAGAAUUUGCCAAUGGGCUGCGCAACCCCCUCCUUGCUGUUCAUGCCAACGACAAAACACACCGCCUCUUCAUAGCAGAACAAGUAGGAAUAGUCCAUGUGUACCUCAGGAAUGGCACACGACUGGAUGAUCCUUUCCUUGACAUCCAGGACACCGUGCUAACAUCAAGUCGAAGAGGGGAUGAGAGGGGCUUCCUUGGACUAGCCUUUCAUCCAAACUUUGUCAACAACAGCAGAUUGUUUGUCUAUUACACUACCACUUUAGCUUCCUCAGAGAUCAUAAGGAUAAGUGAAUUUCAAACCAUGUCUAAUGAUUCGAACCGGGUUAACAUGACAACAGAGAGGAUUAUCAUUGAUGUUGAGCAGCCUGCUGGUAAUCACAAUGGUGGUCAGAUGCUCUUUGAUGAUCAGGGCUAUUUCUAUGCUUUUCUUGGUGACGGUGGUCGAGGGGGAGAUCCAUUCGGACGUUAUGGAAAUGCCCAAAAUUUGGCCGAGCUUCUUGGAUCUGUGAUAAGAAUCAAUGUGGAUCAGCAAGAAAAUGGACUCGCGUAUGCCAUACCACCCGACAACCCAUUCGUCUCUUACAACAACAGCGAAAGACGUCAUGAGAUUUAUGCAUAUGGCACAAGGAACAUGUGGCGUUGUUCCAUUGAUCAGGGGGACAGGGAAACGGGGGAAGGAAGAGGGCGUAUGUUCUGUGGAGAUGUUGGCCAACACAGCUAUGAAGAGAUUGAUAUCAUUGAGAAGGGAGGCAACUAUGGAUGGAGAGGAAAAGAAGGAUUCUCAUGCUAUGAUAAUACUAUGUGUAAUGAUUGGCUGGAGAAUGAAGUUCUGCCCAUCCAUGCAUACCCUCACACUGUUGGCAAAUCUGUGAUCGGUGGAUAUGUGUACAGAGGAUGUCAAUACCCAAACCUAAAUGGAAAAUACAUCUUCGGAGAUUAUGUGUCAGGGCGAUUGUUUGAAUUAACUGAGAACACAUAUACUCAAGAAUGGAACAGUCGAGAAUUCUGCCUCGGAGAUAACACUGUUUGUACUGGGUCCAUGUUGGGAUCCUUUCCUAAGAAUAUCCUCUCAUUCGGCGAGGAUGAAGCAGGUGAGGUGUAUCUUCUGUCAACGAGUGAUGCCAAGACCACCGUACCUCAAGGGAAAGUCUUCAAGAUAAUUGAUCCACGAAAGAGAGGAAAUCCUGAGAAGUGCCUUAAAGAUAUCAGAGAUGUUGAUGUUCAUGGUCCUACCACACCAUUUGAACCAUCACCUACAGAAAACCUCAGGUGCCCUAAGAAAUGCAAAGGAGAUUACUUGGAGGUCGACAAUACCACAUACUGCGAUGCAAAGUUUGUGAUAACGGGUACAGUCCGGAAGGUGCAGCGUUUCAACAAUGAAUUGCGACUGAAUAUCUUUGUUGACGAACUCCACAAGAGAGCUUAUGACCUUCCUGCCAUACACGCAGGACGCAGGAUCUCAAUCUCACAGUACUCGCGGUCUGGCCGCUGCCGAUGUCCAAACCUAGAGGUUGGACAGACUUACUUUAUUCUUGGGGAUUACAAGUCAUCUUGGCAGAAGUUGAUCCUGAAAGAGUCUUCCAUCGUAAAGCGCUAUCAUUGGUACCACUCAGCCAUGAUCCCUCAGCUAAAUAAGGAAUGCAGGGCUAUUACCUUAGAGCUUUUAAUGAAAGAGUUUAGUUGAAGUACUAUUUAGAUGGUGAAAGUUCUGUCCAAAUACUGUUUGAAUAUUUCAAGAAUUUAGUCAAUGCUAUAAAUUCUUUUAUGCAAUUUGACCUGUACAAAAAAAAAUCAUUGAUAUUAUAAUAAUGAUAAUAAGAUAGGGUAUUUAUAUUGCGCACAUAUCCACCUU
Messenger RNA from Lytechinus variegatus (green sea urchin), 2481 nucleotides. RefSeq names its product HHIP-like protein 1. The record is from RefSeq and is a predicted model, not a curated record. The transcript is spliced from 9 exons. Lineage: Eukaryota; Metazoa; Echinodermata; Echinoidea; Temnopleuroida; Toxopneustidae. Bases 76 to 2313 code for a protein of 745 amino acids. Gene Ontology annotation, molecular function: protein binding.